GACUGGUUGGAGCUGCGCGCCUGGAUCAGAGCCAAACCCGUCUGGUGUCAAACCAGCCUGAACAGAUUCUCUCAGACAUCUCAUUUCUUCCCUUCAUUCCUGAAACGGCAGCCUGCCCACCCCUCGCGUAAAGUUAUUUAAACCUGAUAGCUCAUCACCUGCCUGUCCCCUAUAUGAGGAUCUCUGUGGGGCUAUAAGACUCUCUCUCUCCAUAAGGCACCCGGCAGAUACGCAUGGUUUUUACGCGCAGAUCACCAAAGUUCUCCCUUCUGUUUGACCAGAACUGAUUCCUUGAUUCUCUGGUGUCCGACUUUUUCCAGAUAUUUUCAAAUGUUGCUUUCAUCCUUGGAAAUGCUCCAUGCAGAUCCAUAAGGAACCAAAUUCUGGUUAAUAUGAACUUUUUGCCAAGUGGAAUAUGUUUGUAUCUGUCUGUAGCAACCUGCUGGCUCUCUGCCAAGGUCGAUGCGUCCUGGUGGUACAUGGGCACUCUGGGCUCCCAGGUGAUGUGCGACAACAUCCCUGGCCUGGUGAACAAACAGCGCCAACUCUGCCGCCAGCACCCCAAAGUGAUGCAGGCCAUCGGGGCCGGGAUGAAGGAUUGGAUCUCUGAGUGCCAGUACCAGUUCCGUAACCACCGCUGGAACUGCAACACAACAGCCAGAGACCAUAACUUGUUUGGGCGUCUGCUUUUACGGGGCAGUCGAGAAGUUGCCUUUGUGUACGCCAUCUCCUCUGCAGGAGUGGUCUACACUUUGGCGCGAGCUUGCAGCCAGGGUGAGCUGGACAGCUGCUCCUGUGACCCCACUAAAAAGGGGUCAUCGCAGGACUCCAAGGGCUCCUUCGACUGGGGAGGCUGCAGCGAUCAUGUGGAGCAUGCCAUUCAAUUUAGCCAAAUCUUUGUGGAUGCCAAGGAGAGGAAGGAGAGGGAUGCCCGAGCACUCAUGAACCUGCACAACAACAGAGCAGGCAGGAAGGCAGUGAAGCGCUUUAUGACUUUGCAGUGUAAAUGUCACGGAGUUAGUGGCUCCUGCAGCGUCCGUACCUGCUGGCAGGCUAUGGCCGACUUCAGACGCACUGGUGACCACUUGAGGAGGCGAUACAACGGUGCUGUGCAGGUCGCAGUCAAUCAGUAUGGAACCGGGUUUACAGCUACGCACACACACUUCAAACGCCCCACCAAAAAUGACCUGGUCUACCUGGAAGACUCGCCAGACUACUGUAUACAGGACCGUCAGUCAGGAUCAAUGGGCACCGGAGGACGGCUCUGCAACCGGACUUCCCGCGGCAUGGACGGCUGCGAGGUGAUGUGCUGCGGCCGAGGCUACGACACUGCGCGCGUCAGCCGCACCACCAAGUGUGAGUGCAAGUUCCACUGGUGCUGCGCCGUCCGCUGCAGAGACUGCCAGCAGCUGGUGGACGAGUACACCUGCAAACCCCAGACAUGAUGAUCAGCUGCUGAGACGGUCUGAGCUCCACUGAUAUUUAUAGGUAGACUUCAGUCUCUGCUGCUCUGCUUCUGUUUAUUCCCAACAAGACAGACACCAACUGGUUUGAAGAAAGCUUCACCUCCUUCCUGAACCACUGAUGCUCAGAUUAAUGAAUGUUGGAACUUGAGUGCCUUGCUUAACUAUUUAAACCCUUUAUUUUUUUUUUUUUUACUCUGGUUAAGAUUCAUGAUUCAUUUUGAAUGCAAAGAGACUUUUCUACCUGCUCUUCAUGGACACUAAUCGUAUUUAAGUUGGACGCAUAUUUCAUUCAGCUUAUCUAAUCCAUUACAUUUCUUGGACAGAUUAACGUCUGAUGGUUGUCGUCCUUCCCAUCAACCGUGUUUCUGUUGGAUCUGAACUGCAGACCCGGGGAGGCUGGGUUUCUGCUCACUUUAUAAUCACACAGAUCUUUGUUGGGUUUAGUUUCCCUUCUAUUGAGGGGAUCAUCUGUUGUGCGUCUUUAGGGAAAGCGCUCUUGAGGUUCACCACAGACCUGACCUUAACUCCUGUAUACCAGAACACAUUUAGUUAACAGCUUUUUUUUCCAUUUUGCACCUUCCAUUAUUGUCAAUCUGUUCAGAACGUCUGUCUCUACAUUACUCUAACCGUCUGUUCCUCAUCAAUAAAUCUGUAA
Cyprinodon tularosa is the source of this 2121-nucleotide messenger RNA. RefSeq names its product wingless-type MMTV integration site family member 2 (gene wnt2). Lineage: Eukaryota; Metazoa; Chordata; Actinopteri; Cyprinodontiformes; Cyprinodontidae. Gene Ontology annotation, biological process: canonical Wnt signaling pathway; neuron differentiation; cell fate commitment. The record is from RefSeq and is a predicted model, not a curated record. The transcript has 5 exons. The coding region runs from base 393 to 1445 and encodes 350 amino acids. Gene Ontology annotation, molecular function: frizzled binding; cytokine activity. Gene Ontology annotation, cellular component: extracellular region.